GGAAGUAGAAAUACUACAAUUAGAAAGAAAAAUAGCGGCUGGGGUAUUGCCGACUGAACGGGAAGAGAUAAUGAACGAAAUCAAAAAACUUAAUGACCAUAAUAUUACUUUGGAGCAAGGGUUUAAAAAGAGAAAAAUCGAUGUAGAAGUAAUAACCGAAAUACGGAAAAGGUUAGGAAAAAAACAAGAUCGAACGGGAGUAGGAACAAAAGCACUAUUUGGCUACCAAAUGAGAUUUAACUUGCAAGAAGGAUUUCCGCUACUUACUACUAAAAAAGUUAAUUUUAAAGCCAUUGUUCAUGAAUUGCUAUGGUUCAUCAAGGGUGAAACUAAUAUUAGAUAUAAAUCAUCUCUUGACUAUCAAGGAGAAACUUUGCCAGAAUUUAUGGAAAAGUUUAAGAAUGAUAAUAAUUUUGCUCAAAAACAUGGCGAAUUAGGACCUGUUUAUGGCAAGCAAUGGCGUGAUUUUAACGGAGUAGACCAGUUAAAAGAAUUAAUAGAGAAUUUAAAAGAAAAACCUUUUUCUCGACGCCAUAUUUUAACCGCUUGGAAUCCUCCCGAAAUUAAAAAAAUGCUCUUGCCACCCUGCCACCUACUAACUCAGUUUUUUGUUUCUAGUGAUAAAGAAUUAUCUUGCUUAUUAUAUCAACGAAGUGGUGAUAUGUUUUUAGGUGUUCCUUUCAAUAUCGCUAGUUAUAGCUUGCUAACUAUGAUGAUUGCCCAAACUUGUGGUUAUAAACCGGGAGAAUUUAUUCAUGUAAUUGGUGAUGCUCAUAUUUAUUUAAAUCAUUUAGAGCAAGCUCAAAUGCAAUUAUCCAGGGAACCCAGAAAAUUGCCAACCUUGAAACUUAAUUCAAAAAUAAAAUCACUUUUCGAUUUUCACUUCGAAGAUAUUAAUUUAGAAAAAUAUGACCCUCAUCCACCUAUUAAAGGGAAAGUAGCAGUGUAA
Molecule: messenger RNA, 949 nt
Organism: Ambispora gerdemannii
Lineage: Eukaryota; Fungi; Glomeromycota; Glomeromycetes; Archaeosporales; Ambisporaceae
Source: the annotation of a GenBank genome assembly